Messenger RNA from Vicia faba (fava bean), 300 nucleotides. The record is from the annotation of a GenBank genome assembly. Lineage: Eukaryota; Viridiplantae; Streptophyta; Magnoliopsida; Fabales; Fabaceae.
AUGGAAACAAAAAUAAGCUGUAAAAAAAAUAACCCCCAUGGACUUGGACCGGGUCAGGCUGGACCCGAAUUCGACCAGCUCAAACAAAACAACAAGAUUGAUGAAGGGAGUUAUGAAGGUUUAAUGGAGAUUUUACGUGAAGUGAGUGGAGGAAGUCUUGACAAUUUUUUUUUGCAGCUAUUGUCAAUGAAAGUUGAAGAAGAAUGUAAGGGAGGAGUUUUGAUAGAAGUUCUUUAUGAGAUUUCUUGGUGUGGCACAGGUUUUGCAGCAAAGUACAAAGCUGACUUAUGCACAGGGUGA